CAUAGCACAAAAUCUUGGUGUCUUAAACCAAUAGACUAUAUACUGUCUGUAAUUGAGUAUCGCAUUUGCAGUAAUGCGAUUUACAGUGUAUAAAUGUACUAGCUUUGUCGGCUCGCAUGUCUUCCCAUCUCACCAAACCCCGUCGACGGUGACUCCAAUAGUCAUUCGCUCGCCGCCGCUCCUAAUCCUCACCAUCAUCACGUGCAAUUAACCAACCCUCUCCAACCAAUCCCCGCCGGAAUUACAAGAAAGCCCCUCCUCCUCUUGCUUCCCGUUCCCCCUCCUCUCCGUCGUUCAUGGUGCUGGUGGCCGUCGACCGCCACCUCCGCCGAGGGGGCCUCUAAUGGCGCAGUUCAGGCAGCAGUACGGCGGCGGCUUCUCCGACUCCCGCGGCCACCACCACCAGGCGCUCCCGGACUGGCACCGGCCCCACCACGCCUCCGCCAAGCCCACCUCCCGGAUCCGCCGCCCCGGGAAGCCCGCCCCGCGCCGCCGCUCGCCGGCCGCCGCCGCCGCCGUCGCCGCCGCGCUCCUCCUCCUCGCCGCCGUCUUCCUCCUCUCGCGCCGCAUCUCGCGCAGCCCCGCAGAGAUCAGCCAAGAUUCGAGCGCCGGGGAGGCGUUGCCGGAGUGGAACCAGAGUAAGAGCUGGAAGGAGCUCAAGUUCGGGCACGGCGGGGGCGGCCGGAGUGCGCGGGACUCCAGGUACUGGGACAGGGAUGAUAGGCGCCGCGAUGAGGACUACACGGAGGACGAGAAGGAGAAGAUCUCGGGUGGAAGUGGGACCUCCGCCGAUGCUGGCGGCAGCGGCGAUAAAGGUACCACCUCUGAGGCAGGUGGCGAGGAUAAAGGGUUGACUCUAGAGACUGGCGGUGGCGCUAAGGAUGUUCCAGAGGCGUCUGAAGGUGGGAAAGGAGGGACCCUGUACAAUGAGGGUGGCAGGAAGGAGUUGGAGCAGUAUGAGGCUGCAGCCAUGGGAGGCACAGGGACAGGGGUGAGGGAGGUUGAUCCAGAUGAUGAGUAUGAUGAUGGCAUCGAUGCGCAGGAUGAUUUGGAGGAUGCUCACCUGCAUUCAUCUGAUGGUGGGAGGAAGCUUGGUGGUGGCAGCCAUGAGGGUGCUGAGAAGGACGAGGUCGCCACUGAGAGGCACACAGAAGCAGGUGGAGGGAGCACUGAUAGUCAUCAUGAUAUUAGUAGCCCAGACAAAAAGAAGGUUUCAGGUACUGGAGAUAAGAAGCGUGUGUCCAAGAAGAAACCGAAACGUAAGAAGUCUGGUUCAACUUGUGAAAUGAAGUUUCUCAAUUCAACUGCUCAACUUGUGGAGCCUGCGAGAAAUGAGAAAUUCUCUAGUUUUAAUUUGGAGUAUGUAGAAGUUGAAGAAAGACCUGUUGGAUCAGAAUAUUGGGAACCGAGAUUUGCCGGCCACCAAAGUCUGCAAGAAAGAGAGGAGUCAUACAAAGCUCAUGACCAACAGUUGAAAUGUGCUUUUGUUAAGGGUCCAAAUGGUACAAGCACUGGUUUUGAUAUAUCUGAUGAUGACCGAAAGUACAUGAGUAAAUGCCACAUUGCUGUAUCAUCCUGCAUCUUUGGGAAUUCUGAUCGACUGAGGACCCCAUUUGGCAAAACGAUUACAAGCCUUUCAAAGAAGACAGUUUGCUUUGCUAUGUUUUUGGAUGAAGUGACAUUGCAAACAUUAGAAUCUGAAGGCCAGAAAAUGGACAGCAUGGGUUUCAUUGGUAUAUGGAAGAUCAUAUUGAUUAAGAAUAUGCCAUAUAAUGACAUGCGUAGAGUAGGGAAAAUACCAAAAUUUUUGGCACACAGGCUAUUCCCAUCAUCGAGGUUCUCAAUCUGGUUAGACAGCAAACUGAGACUACAAACUGAUCCAAUUCUUAUCCUAGAGUAUUUUCUCUGGCGGCAUGGUUAUGAAUAUGCUAUUUCCAAUCACUAUGAUCGGCAUUGCGUUUGGGAGGAAGUAGCACAAAAUAAAAAGCUGAACAAGUUCAAUCAUACAAUAAUUGAUCAGCAAUUUGAGUUUUACCAAGCAGAUGGACUGACAAGGUUCAACCCAUCAGAUCCCAACAAGCUGCUACCAAGCUAUGUCCCUGAAGGCUCUUUCAUCGUGAGAGAACACACACCGAUGUCCAACUUAUUCUCUUGCCUGUGGUACAAUGAGGUUGAUCGGUUCACACCCCGUGACCAACUCAGCUUUGCAUAUACUUACUUGAAACUAAGGAGGAUAAAUCCUGACAAACCAUUUCGUCUCAAUAUGUUUAAGGAUUGUGAGAGGCGAUCAAUAGCGAAGCUAUUCCAUCAUCGAUCAGAAGAGAGACACAGUGGUGCACAACUAACAAGAUGACACACCCUUCCAAGUGAUGGGGGGCAGAAGAGAGAGAGAUCAGGGAUUGUAUUUUUGAUAUAGCUCAGCUAUCCACAAGACUGUCUAUUGAAACUUUAUGACCCUGCCAAGGUGUUUAUACUUUAUAUACUGCAAGCCAUCUUACACUUGUCACUCUCCAUCCAGUCCUGCAGGCCAGUUCCCGCCUUUCAUUUUUUGCAGUUGACAUAGGCGGAUUAGGAGUUAGCUGUUUGGUUUUUCAUUGUUCUCCGUAAAGCUCUGUUUAUUCUUUGUCUUUGGAUAAUAUGGCCCAUGGAUGUCUGGGGAAGCAGGGCAUGGACUUCCCAGAUUGUCCAUGCACAAUGUAUUAUUAUUACCACACCACUGUAGGACGGUGUAGUGAGGCCAUGAUUCUCCUGCAAUUCUCUGUGGUCUUACUGAAAUGUACCAUACAAUAGAAAACUGCAGUAUGGAAUUUCCUCCAGGAUAGAGCCGAUUUUUGGUCUGAUUUUUUGAAAAUUUCAACCCUCGUGUACAUUUGAUUUCUGAAGCUCUUUUCAUUGAACAGCCUUAUGUAUGUAAGAAGUAUAAAACAUGGGAUCUGUGUUUACCUAAGUAGUAGCAUUGAAUUGCCAAUUUAUUCUCA
Molecule: messenger RNA, 2978 nt
Organism: Sorghum bicolor (sorghum)
Lineage: Eukaryota; Viridiplantae; Streptophyta; Magnoliopsida; Poales; Poaceae
Exons: 7
Coding region: 344-2353 (669 amino acids)
Source: RefSeq, a predicted model, not a curated record